Thrips palmi is the source of this 601-nucleotide messenger RNA. RefSeq names its product cardioactive peptide (gene CCAP). The record is from RefSeq and is a predicted model, not a curated record. Bases 143 to 514 code for a protein of 123 amino acids. The transcript has 4 exons. NCBI's taxonomy places the organism in Eukaryota, Metazoa, Arthropoda, Insecta, Thysanoptera, Thripidae.
CCGACUUGGUGCGACCUGUGCCUGCUCCCUGGACCCUGGACCGCGGACCCUGCACCAGCCCGACGACCGCCCCGCCGACCAGCCUGCAACCCCGGCCUCGCCUCUCACCCCGUCAACCAGACGUCCAGCUUUGCCCCAGAAAAUGCAGCUGUACCUGCUGACGUGCUGCAGCGUGCUGCUGGCGUGCUGGGUUGCGGCGGACGACGUCAUCAUGCCCAACACUGAAUUGGACAACUUUGAACAGGACGAUCGCCCGAAACGACCAUUCUGCAACGCCUUCACAGGCUGCGGCAAGAAGCGGGCCGUGCCGCUGCAGUACCCGAUGCCGCUGGCGCUGCCCAUGGCGCGCGCGCUGCGCUCCGACGACUCCAUGUCCACCCUGAUCGACCUCAACGCCGAGCCCGCCGUGGCCGAGCUCAGCAGGCAGAUCCUGAGCGAGGCCAAGCUGUGGGAGACGAUGCAGGAGGCGCGCGAGGAGCUGGAGCGGCGGCAGCACAAGGAGGUAACAGUGUAGGCCCGCAGGCUCAGGCGGCCAGGAUGUACGUGUCGAUGAUGCGCUCCAUGGUCUGGUUGUAGCGCGACCGGAACAGCUCGUCCGUCU